Molecule: messenger RNA, 2574 nt
Organism: Theobroma umbraticum
Lineage: Eukaryota; Viridiplantae; Streptophyta; Magnoliopsida; Malvales; Malvaceae
Gene: ABCD2
Product: ABC transporter family protein
Biological process (GO): transmembrane transport
Cellular component (GO): membrane
Molecular function (GO): ATP binding; ATP hydrolysis activity; ABC-type transporter activity
Source: RefSeq, a predicted model, not a curated record
CUUGUGGAUAAGUAACAAAGUUGGGAGUGUAGGGACAGGGAAGGAAACGAGAAAACAGUUGGGUGGAAAUUUGUACGAGGAGAAAGGAAAAGGAAGGAGCAAAAGGAGAGGAUGAUUGCAGCUGCAGCGCAAGCUGUGUUGUACUCACAUACACACAGCAGCAGCAGCAGCAGCAUUAGUUUUCCUUUGAAGUACUCCCAUGCCCAUCUUCGACGUCAUGCCCAGCCAGUCUUGUUCAUAUCUAGGCGUCUUAAUUCGUUGAAUGUCAGGUGUUGCGCAUCCCAAUCAAAUACCAUUAACAAGAAUGACUACGAGCGGCAGCAGAGGAAGGCCCCCGACUUAAACACGCUGUUCAAUCGAUUCUGGAAGGUGGCUGCCCCGUAUUGGUUCUCUGAUGAUAAGGUCCAAGCCAGGCUCCAGCUGGCCGCUGUCUUCGCUCUCACACUCGCCACCACCGGCAUCAGCGUCGGCUUCAAUUUCCUUGGCCGGGACUUCUACAAUGCGCUUGCAAACAAGGACGAGGAACAAUUCACCAAGCAACUUGUGUACUACCUCUGUGGCUUCGCUGGUGGAAUUCCGUUUUUCGUUUUGAGAGAUUAUGCGAGAGAAAUUCUUUCUCUAAGAUGGAGGUCCUGGAUGACAAGCUAUUACAUGCAACGCUACCUCUCCGAUCGGACCUUUUACAAAAUCCAGUCUCAAUCCAUUAUUGAUAAUCCCGACCAGCGCAUAGUGGACGACCUCAGCUCCUUCACUUCCACUGCCCUUGCCUUCUCUUUGACUCUUUUCAAUGCUGCCGUCGACUUGAUUUCCUUCAGCAAUAUCUUGUACGCCAUCUACCCUCCGUUGUUUGUCGUUCUUCUCCUCUAUUCCAUUGGCGGAACAGCUAUUAGCGUCUUCCUUGGCAAGGGAUUGGUCAAUCUUAAUUUCCUUCAAGAGAAGAAGGAAGCUGACUUUCGAUAUGGACUUGUUCGUGUGCGAGAAAAUGCUGAAUCCAUUGCUUUCUAUGGUGGUGAAGAUAAUGAACUCCAACUUCUGUUGCAGCGCUUCACAAGUGCUUUCGAAAAUUUAACCCAAUUGUUGAUAUCUUCCAGAAAUCUCGAGUUUUUUACCAGUGGCUACCGGUACCUCAUUCAGAUUCUCCCUGCUGCUGUUGUUGCUCCUAUGUAUUUCUCUGGAAAAAUUGAGUUUGGUGUCAUUAAUCAGUCUGUAUCAGCUUUUAAUCAUAUCCUUGGGGAUUUCUCCCUCAUCGUAUACCAGUUUCAAGCAAUUAGUGCCUUUUCAGCUGUCAUUGAUAGACUGGGUGAAUUUGAUGACGUUCUGGAUAGCAGCAGAUCCAACUCUCCAUCUGAUCCCAUGGAGCAGAUUAAUCUGACAUAUUCUUAUGUCAAAGAGUCACAGGUUUUGGAUUCUAAUGGAUCUGUACCUGCAAACACGUCUCUUAGAUUGCUGGAUGUAGAAAAUUUGACUCUAAAGACACCAAAAAAUAACUCCACACUUGUCAAAGACUUAUCAUUGAUGAUCAAUGAAAAAGAUCAUUUGUUGGUAAUGGGACCUAGUGGUAGUGGCAAAACUUCUUUGCUAAGAGCACUUGCUGGUCUUUGGAGUACUGGAAAAGGGAAAAUCACAUUCUAUGUUGAGGAUGGAGGUGAUGCUCAACCAGCCACUUCUUCAGAUGUGGCUUCUCUUGAAGUAAAUUCUGCAAAUAUAAAUAAGGAAUUUGGGAGGCCCAUAAAUAGUAAUUCUAGAAGUGUGUUUUUCCUUCCUCAAAGGCCAUAUAUGGUUUUGGGUACACUUCGUCAGCAAUUGCUUUAUCCAACAUGGGCUGAACAGGCAAUACUUACAUCAGAUGACACCAAACCUGCAGGUUCACUUCCUUUCCUGACAAGAGCACCAAACUCUGAAAAUGUGGGUGCAAACCGUAGUAUGCCUAUUCCUACAACCGAUGAUCUAACGCAGGUUUUAGAAGAUGUCCGCCUUGGCUAUAUUUUGUCUCGUUUCAAAGGUCUUGAUUCAGUAUACGAGUGGUCCAGUGUUCUUUCCCUUGGCGAGCAGCAGCGCCUUGCUUUUGCACGUUUGUUGCUUUCUAAACCAAAGUUGGUCCUGUUGGAUGAAUCCACCAGUGCUUUGGAUGAGAUCAACGAGGCCCAUUUGUAUGAGAAGAUCAACACAGCAGGCAUCACAUAUAUCAGUGUUGGCCAUCGUCGUACGCUAUAUGCUUAUCAUGGUAGGGUCUUACGGAUAUCAACAGCAGAUGCAGAAAUCGAACAAUGUAAUUGGCACAUUGAAUCCAUUGAUCGUGGCACUUUGCAUAAUUCCCUAAAGCUAUAGUUGUAGAUGCUCUGAAGUUGAAGUCGAAAAUGCUCUCUUUUGCCAACCUAAGGUGACUUCCUCCGUUAAAUUCUAAAGUAGAGGAAAAAUAUUAUGAUAGGGUCAUGUUCUUGGGAAAUAUUGUACCUGUUGCAAUUGAAUUUUACAAUUUGUUGUACAAUGAAUCUUUUUGGUUGUUAUAUGGACUAACAAGAAUAAUGCUAAUUAUAGAAACUAGUACGUCCUGUCAUCUUAGCUUAUGAAAAA